Kogia breviceps (pygmy sperm whale) is the source of this 7023-nucleotide messenger RNA. Lineage: Eukaryota; Metazoa; Chordata; Mammalia; Artiodactyla; Physeteridae. The record is from RefSeq and is a predicted model, not a curated record.
GGGCGGAGACGGUUCAGGCCGGCGGCCGGCGGGCCUCUCCCGCCCUGGGGUCCGCGCUCCCCUCUCCCCUCCCGCCUCCUCUCGCUCUGCCUCCCCAUUUAUUUUUUUCAAAUGCUGUGGCCGCCAGAGGUGCGGCGCUGAAUUCUUGGAAGGGGCCCGGAUGUGCUGAGGAUGCAUUACAAUUUCACUGAAGGAGGCAGUAGUGGAAAGGAUCAGUUUUUGGUGUUUGAUGCGAUAAUGGGAAUCAGGUAAUCAUCAGAAGGGAAGAAGAGCGACUGCAGAUCCACGGCUUCCUCGAAUUUUGCACGAAAGCCGCCGGCCUCGGAGGAGGGAUUAGUGCAGACCCGCUCGGGCGUGUUUGACAUUUCUUCCUCUUUGUGGCUUCUCCUUUUCAAACAAUUCUUGGUCCAUGGUCAAUGAAAACACGAGGAUGUACAUUCCGGAGGAAAACCACCAAGGUCCCAGCUAUGGGAGCCCGCGGCCGGCUCACGCCAACGUGAACGCCAACGCGGCCGCGGGGCUGGCACCUGAGCACGUGCCCUCGCCGGGGGCCGCCCUGUCCUGGCAGGCAGCCAUCGACGCGGCCCGGCAGGCCAAGCUGAUGGGCAGCACCGGCAACGCCACCAUCUCCACGGCGAGCUCCACGCAGCGCAAGCGGCAGCACUACGGGAAGCCCAAGAAGCAGGGCAGCGCCAUGGCCACGCGCCCGCCCCGGGCCCUGCUCUGCCUGACCCUCAGGAACCCCAUCCGGAGGGCGUGCAUCAGCAUCGUCGAGUGGAAGCCUUUUGAAAUCAUUAUUUUACUGACUAUUUUUGCCAACUGUGUGGCCUUAGCGAUCUAUAUUCCCUUUCCGGAGGACGACUCCAACGCCACCAACUCCAACCUGGAACGGGUGGAGUAUCUCUUUCUCAUCAUUUUUACUGUGGAAGCAUUUUUAAAAGUCAUAGCCUAUGGGCUCCUCUUUCACCCCAAUGCUUACCUCCGCAACGGCUGGAACUUGCUGGAUUUUAUCAUUGUGGUUGUCGGGCUUUUCAGUGCAAUCUUAGAGCAAGCGACCAAAGCCGACGGGGCCAACGCCCUGGGAGGGAAGGGAGCUGGAUUCGACGUGAAGGCGCUCCGGGCGUUCCGCGUGCUGCGGCCCCUGCGGCUGGUGUCCGGGGUCCCGAGCCUCCAGGUGGUUCUGAACUCCAUCAUCAAGGCCAUGGUGCCCCUGCUACACAUCGCCCUGCUUGUGCUCUUCGUCAUCAUCAUCUACGCCAUCAUCGGGCUGGAGCUCUUCAUGGGGAAGAUGCACAAGACCUGCUACAACCAGGAGGGCGUCGCAGAUGUCCCAGCAGAAGACGACCCCUCGCCCUGUGCCCUGGAGACGGGCCACGGGCGGCAGUGCCAGAACGGCACGGUGUGCAAGCCAGGCUGGGAUGGGCCCAAGCACGGCAUCACCAACUUCGACAACUUUGCGUUCGCCAUGCUCACCGUGUUCCAGUGCAUCACCAUGGAGGGCUGGACCGACGUCCUCUACUGGGUCAAUGAUGCCGUGGGAAGGGACUGGCCCUGGAUCUAUUUUGUUACACUAAUCAUCAUAGGGUCAUUUUUUGUACUUAACUUGGUUCUCGGUGUCCUUAGCGGAGAGUUUUCCAAAGAGAGGGAGAAGGCCAAGGCCCGGGGCGACUUCCAGAAGCUGCGGGAGAAGCAGCAGCUAGAGGAGGACCUGAAGGGCUACCUGGACUGGAUCACGCAGGCGGAGGACAUCGACCCUGAGAACGAGGACGAGGGCUUGGACGAGGAGAAACCCCGAAACAUGAGCAUGCCCACCAGUGAGACCGAGUCUGUCAACACUGAAAACGUGGCUGGAGGCGACAUCGAGGGAGAGAGCUGCGGGGCCAGGCUGGCCCACAGGAUCUCCAAGUCGAAGUUCAGCCGCUACUGGCGCCGGUGGAAUCGCUUCUGCAGGAGGAAGUGCCGCGCGGCCGUGAAGUCGAGCAUCUUCUACUGGCUUGUCAUCUUCCUGGUUUUCCUCAACACGCUCACCAUCGCCUCCGAGCACUAUAAUCAGCCCCACUGGCUCACGGAAGUUCAAGACACGGCCAACAAGGCCCUGCUGGCCCUGUUCACGGCGGAGAUGCUGCUCAAGAUGUACAGCCUGGGGCUGCAGGCCUACUUCGUGUCGCUCUUCAACCGCUUCGACUGCUUCAUCGUGUGCGGCGGCAUCCUGGAGACCAUCCUGGUGGAGGCCAAGAUCAUGUCGCCCCUGGGCAUCUCCGUGCUCAGAUGCGUGCGCCUCCUGAGGAUAUUUAAGAUCACGAGGUACUGGAACUCCCUGAGCAACCUGGUGGCGUCCCUGCUGAACUCUGUGCGCUCCAUCGCCUCCUUGCUGCUGCUUCUCUUCCUCUUCAUCAUCAUCUUCUCCCUCCUGGGCAUGCAGCUCUUCGGGGGGAAGUUCAACUUUGAUGAGAUGCAGACCCGGAGGAGUACGUUCGAUAACUUCCCCCAGUCCCUCCUCACCGUGUUUCAGAUCCUGACCGGGGAGGACUGGAAUUCGGUGAUGUAUGAUGGGAUCAUGGCUUAUGGCGGCCCCUCUUUUCCAGGGAUGUUAGUCUGUAUUUACUUCAUCAUCCUCUUCAUCUGUGGAAAUUAUAUCCUACUGAAUGUGUUCUUGGCCAUUGCCGUGGACAAUCUGGCUGACGCCGAGAGCCUCACCUCUGCCCAGAAGGAGGAGGAGGAAGAGAAGGAGAGGAAGAAGCUGGCCAGGACUGCCAGCCCAGAGAAGAAACAAGAGGUGAUGGAGAAGCCGGCCGUGGAGGAGACCAAGGAGGAGAAAAUCGAGCUGAAAUCCAUCACUGCGGAUGGAGAGUCCCCCCCUGCCACCAAGAUCAGCAUGGACGACCUCCAGCCCAACGAGAGUGAGGACAAGAGUUCCUACCCCAACCCGGAAACCACAGGAGAAGAGGAUGAGGAGGAGCCUGAGAUGCCUGUGGGCCCCCGCCCCCGCCCCCUCUCUGAGCUGCACCUGAAGGAGAAGGCGGUGCCCAUGCCAGAAGCCAGCGCCUUCUUCAUCUUCAGCCCAAGCAACAGGUUCCGUCUCCAGUGCCAUCGCAUCGUCAACGACUCCAUCUUCACCAACCUGAUCCUCUUCUUCAUCCUGCUCAGCAGCAUCUCGCUGGCUGCCGAGGACCCCGUCCAGCACACCUCCUUCAGGAACCACAUUCUGUUUUAUUUUGACAUUGUUUUCACUACCAUUUUCACCAUUGAAAUUGCCCUGAAGAUGACCGCCUACGGGGCCUUCCUGCACAAGGGUUCCUUCUGCCGCAACUACUUCAACAUCCUGGACCUGCUGGUGGUCAGCGUGUCCCUCAUCUCCUUCGGCAUCCAGUCCAGUGCCAUCAACGUGGUGAAGAUCUUGCGAGUCCUGAGGGUGCUCAGGCCCCUGAGGGCCAUCAACAGGGCCAAGGGGCUGAAGCACGUGGUGCAGUGCGUGUUCGUGGCCAUCCGCACCAUCGGGAACAUCGUGAUCGUCACCACGCUGCUCCAGUUCAUGUUCGCCUGCAUCGGGGUCCAGCUCUUCAAGGGCAAGCUCUACACCUGUUCGGACAGUUCCAAACAGACGGAGGCCGAGUGCAAGGGGAGCUACGUGACGUACAAGGACGGGGAGGUGGACCACCCCGUCGUCCAGCCGCGCAGCUGGGAGAACAGCAAGUUUGACUUCGACAACGUCCUGGCGGCUAUGAUGGCCCUCUUCACCGUCUCCACCUUCGAGGGGUGGCCAGAGCUGCUGUACCGCUCCAUCGACUCCCACACGGAGGACAAGGGCCCCAUUUACAACCACCGCGUGGAGAUCUCCGUCUUCUUCAUCAUCUACAUCAUCAUCAUCGCCUUCUUCAUGAUGAACAUCUUCGUGGGCUUUGUCAUCGUCACCUUCCAGGAGCAGGGGGAGCAGGAGUACAAGAACUGCGAGCUGGACAAGAACCAGCGGCAGUGCGUGGAGUACGCCCUCAAGGCCCGGCCCCUGCGGAGGUACAUCCCCAAGAACCAGCACCAGUACAAGGUGUGGUACGUGGUCAACUCCACCUACUUCGAGUACCUGAUGUUCGUCCUCAUCCUGCUCAACACCAUCUGCCUGGCCAUGCAGCACUACGGUCAGAGCUGCCUGUUCAAAAUCGCCAUGAACGUCCUCAACAUGCUCUUCACCGGCCUCUUCACGGUGGAGAUGAUUCUGAAGCUCAUCGCCUUCAAGCCCAAGGGCUACUUUAGUGACCCCUGGAAUGUCUUUGACUGCCUCAUCGUAAUUGGCAGCGUAAUUGACGUCAUUCUCAGUGAGACGAAUCACUAUUUCUGUGAUGCAUGGAACACAUUUGACGCCUUGAUUGUUGUGGGUAGCAUUGUUGAUAUAGCCAUCACCGAGGUAAACCCAGCUGAACAUACCCAAUGCUCUCCCUUUAUGAACGCGGAGGAGAACUCCCGCAUCUCCAUCACCUUCUUCCGCCUCUUCCGGGUCAUGCGUCUGGUCAAGCUGCUGAGCCGUGGGGAGGGCAUCCGGACGCUGCUGUGGACGUUCAUCAAGUCCUUCCAGGCCCUGCCCUACGUUGCCCUCCUGAUCGUGAUGCUGUUCUUCAUCUACGCCGUGAUCGGAAUGCAGGUGUUCGGGAAAAUCGCCCUGAAUGACACGACGGAGAUCAACAGGAACAACAACUUCCAGACCUUCCCGCAGGCCGUGCUGCUGCUGUUCAGAUGCGCCACCGGGGAGGCGUGGCAGGACAUCAUGCUGGCCUGCAUGCCAGGCAAGAAGUGCGCCCCCGAGUCGGAACCGGGCAGCAGCGCCGAGGGGGAGACGCCCUGCGGCAGCAGCUUCGCCGUCUUCUACUUCAUCAGCUUCUACAUGCUCUGCGCCUUCCUGAUCAUCAACCUCUUCGUAGCUGUCAUCAUGGACAAUUUUGACUACCUGACCAGGGACUGGUCCAUCCUGGGUCCCCACCACCUGGACGAGUUCAAGAGGAUCUGGGCGGAGUACGACCCCGAAGCCAAGGGUCGCAUCAAACACCUGGACGUGGUGACCUUGCUCCGGAGGAUUCAGCCCCCGCUGGGCUUUGGGAAGCUGUGCCCUCACCGCGUGGCUUGCAAACGCCUGGUCUCCAUGAACAUGCCCCUGAACAGCGACGGGACGGUCAUGUUCAACGCCACCCUGUUUGCCCUGGUCCGGACGGCCCUGAGGAUCAAAACGGAAGGGAACCUGGAACAGGCCAACGAGGAGCUGCGGGCCAUCAUCAAGAAGAUCUGGAAGCGGACCAGCAUGAAGCUGCUGGACCAGGUGGUGCCGCCGGCGGGAGAUGAUGAGGUCACGGUGGGCAAGUUUUACGCUACUUUCCUGAUCCAAGAGUACUUCCGGAAAUUCAAGAAGCGCAAAGAGCAGGGCCUGGUGGGCAAGCCCUCCCAGAGGAACGCCCUGUCCCUACAGGCUGGUCUGCGCACCCUGCAUGACCUCGGGCCCGAGAUCCGCCGGGCCAUCUCCGGAGACCUGACCGCCGAGGAGGAGCUGGACAAGGCCAUGAAGGAGGCUGUGUCCGCGGCCUCGGAAGACGACAUCUUCAGGAGAGCCGGCGGCCUUUUCGGCAACCACGUGGGCUACUCCCCCAGCGACAGCCGGAGCGCCUUCCCCCAGACCUUCACCACCCAGCGUCCUCUGCACAUCAGCAAGGCGGGCGCCAGCCAGGGCGACGCGGAGUCGCCCUCCCACGAGAAACUGGUGGACUCCACCUUCACCCCCAGCAGCUACUCGUCCAUGGGUUCCAACGCCAACAUCAACAACGCCAACAACACCGCCCUGGGCCGCUGCCCCUGCCCUGCCGGCCAGCCCGGUGCUGUCAGCGUCAGCACCGUGGAGGGCCGCGGGCCCCCCUUGUCCCCCGCUGUCCCGGUGCAGGGGGCCUCGUGGAGGCUCAGCUCCAAGAGGUGCCCCUCCCGGGACAGCCAGAUAGCCAUGGUGUGUCAGGACGAGGCCCCUCGGGAUGAGACGUGUGACCUGAGGAUGGAUGAGGACGCUGAGUACGGCAGCGAGCCCAGCCUGAUCUCCACGGAGAUGCUCUCCUACCAGGACGACGAGAAUCGGCAGCUGGCGCCGCCCGGGGAGGACAGGAGAGACAUCCGUCUCUCUCCGAAGAGGGGCUUCCUGCGCUCCGCCUCCCUAGGUCGAAGGGCCUCCUUCCACCUUGAGUGUCUGAAGCGACAGAAGAAUCCAGGGGGAGACAUCUCUCAGAAGACAGUCCUGCCCCUGCAUCUCGUUCACCAUCAGGCGCUGGCGGUGGCGGGCCUGAGCCCCCUCCUGCAGAGAAGCCAUCCCCCUGGCGCCCUCCCCCUGCCACAUGCCACGGCCCCUGCCACGCCCGGCCCAGCCUGGCCCCCGCGGCCUGUGCCCACCCUGCGGCUAGAGAGGGCCGAGUCCAGCGACAAGCUCACCAGCAGCUUCCCGUCCGUCCACUGCGGCCCCUGGGCCGGGGAGCCCACGCCCUGCGGGGCCAGCGGCGGCAUCCGGAGGGCGCGGCCCGCGUCCCUCACCGUGCCCAGCCCGGCGGGGCCCCGGGGCCGGCCCUUCCACGGCAGCGCCAGCAGCCUGGUGGAGGCGGUCUUGAUCUCAGAAGGACUGGGGCAGUUUGCUCAGGAUCCCAGGUUCCUCGAGGCCGCCACCCAGGAGCUGGCCGACGCCUGCGACAUGACCAUCGAGGAGAUGGAGAGCGCGGCCGACAACAUCCUCCGCGGCGGUGCCCGGCAGAGCCCCAACGGUACCCUGCUCCCGUGUGCAAACUGCAGGGACCCGGGGCCAGACCGAGAGCGGGGCGCGGAGGACGCGGCCUGGGCGCCCGGCCCCGAGCCCCGCCAGGGCGGAGAGGAGCCCCGGGACAGCAGGGCCUUCGCCAGCAGCCUGUAGCAGUCGGGCCGGAGGUGCCGGGUUUUUAUUUGUCUCCAUGUUCCUAAUGGGUCCGUUUCAGAAGUGCCUCACUGUUCUCGUGACCUGGAGUUAACCGGAACAGCGUC